CUUUUUUUUCCAGCCCAGUCCUCGUCUUUCAUUGAUCGUCUAAUUCUGUUCAUUCAUUUCUCCAUUCCUGCUCUCACACUAAUUUACAAUUUGCAAUGUCCGUUGCUCCUCGUCUUGUAAUCGUUUCUUCUCGAGUCUUGCGCUCACCCGCUGCCCCUCCAGCUCCAGCCACCAUUGUCGUCGACAAAGCAUCAGGCAAGAUCAUGGAGGUGCUUGAUACCAUCAAAACCCCUGCAGAUUAUGCUCACGCUGAGGAUGAGUUUAUUGAUGCUGGUGAUAAUGUCGUCAUGCCAGGAGUAGUUGAUGCUCAUGUUCACAUCAAUGAGCCUGGCAGAACAGACUGGGAGGGCUUUACAACUGCCACCAAAGCAGCAGCAGCAGGCGGCGUCACAACAUUGAUCGAUAUGCCUCUAAACUCCAUCCCUCCAACCACAACUGUUGAAAAUCUUCAUGUUAAGACCAAUGCUGCCCGUGGUCAGACCCAUGUGGAUGUCGGAUUUUACGGUGGAGUAAUUCCAACGAAUGUGGAAGAUCUUUUACCAUUGGUGAAGGAGGGUGUCAAAGGAUUCAAAUGUUUCAUGAUUGAAUCGGGUGUGGAUGAGUUCCCCUGUGUGAAUGAAGAACAAAUUGAGGCUGCAAUGAAGAAGUUUCAACUGACGGAUUCAGUGUUCAUGUUCCAUGCAGAGAUGGAUUGUGGUGACAUCCCCAAGCCUGAAGGAAUGGAUCCCAAGGCUUUUAAUACCUUCUUACAUUCACGUCCUCAAGUGUUGGAGACGAAUGCGAUCCGCACGAUUAUCAAGUUGGCUAAAAAGUAUCCCCAGGUGCGCUGCCAUAUCGUCCAUCUUUCUGCAUCAGAUGCAUUGCCUAUGGUUCGUCAGGCGAAAGCUGAAGGAGUCUUGUUGACUGUGGAGACUUGCCCACAUUAUCUCUCAUUGAAUUCGGAGAGUGUUCCUGAGGGAGCGACCGAGUACAAGUGUUGCCCACCUAUCCGUGAAGAUGAAAACCGAAACAAGUUGUGGGAGGCAUUAAAGGAAGGAACGAUCGAUUAUGUCGUCUCAGAUCAUUCUCCUUGUGUCGUUGAACUCAAGUUGAUGGACGAAGGCGACUUUGUUGGCGCCUGGGGCGGUAUUGGUGGGCUUCAGUUUGGCAUUCCUGUUGUCUGGACUGAGGCUCGUCGCCGUGGAUGCAGUCUCCAAGAAUUGACAAAGUGGCAGAGUUACAACACAGCUCGCCAGGUUGGAUUGGGUGGCGUCAAGGGUUCAAUUGAAGUUGGUGCGGAUGGAGACUUUGUGAUCUGGAAUCCUGAUGAGACUUUCGUAGUCACAAAAGAGAUUAUUGAAUUCAAGAACAAGGUGACUCCUUACAUGGGCCGUACCCUACAUGGUGUUGUCAAGGAAACCUUUGUUCGCGGACAGAAAGUUUGGUCCCAGGGCAAGUUCAUGUCCGACAAAGCACUGGGAAAGCUUUUGUUGUAAAUAAUUGAUAAAUAAAACCUAAUAAAAC
Messenger RNA from Lobosporangium transversale, 1503 nucleotides. RefSeq names its product allantoinase. Gene Ontology annotation, cellular component: cytoplasm. The transcript is spliced from 4 exons. Lineage: Eukaryota; Fungi; Mortierellomycota; Mortierellomycetes; Mortierellales; Mortierellaceae. The record is from RefSeq and is a predicted model, not a curated record. Gene Ontology annotation, molecular function: zinc ion binding; allantoinase activity; cobalt ion binding. The coding region runs from base 96 to 1475 and encodes 459 amino acids. Gene Ontology annotation, biological process: allantoin catabolic process; purine nucleobase catabolic process.